ACCCACCCGCUCAUCAAGCUACUCUUCCUGCCCCGCCGCAGCCGGUGCGCGCCCGGGUUCGGGGGCACAGGUUGGGGUGGGCUCCGCUGUUGCUUCGGGACGGGGUCGGGAGAUUAACAUCGCCGCGGGGCGAGCGGGAGUGGGCGGGGGGGGCGCUUCUCCUCCCCACCCCCCCCCCCCCCGCCGCCAUCCGGCUUGGGCCUACCCUCCCUGGGACCGCCGCCUAUCCGGCCCCGUGAGGCCCCCUCCCAGGGCCAGUUAAGGCGCAAACAACCUGGGAUGAGCAAUGCUUAACUCCAAGUGGUGUGAAAUGGGGGCAAUUCCUUCAACUGGCGACUGCGGGGAGCUUCUUCCAGACGCCUCCCAUCGGGUCAGAGGAGCUGGUCUAGGGGGCCCAAAGUCCGACGCCCCCAGGGCUGUAGUCGCGGGUGAGCCUCUCCUCCUUCCCGGAAUGGAGGGUCGGGAGCUCCUACAGAGGUCGGGAGGCGAAAAACAGUUCGUCAUUCCGGUGAUGAGGCCCACACCCCACUGGCCCGGUGCAAGUUCUUCAGCCUGACGGAGACCCCAGAGGAUUACACGCUCAUGGUGGACGAGGAGGGCUUCAAAGAGCUACCCCCAUCUGAGUUCCUUCAAGUGGCUGAGGCCACAUGGCUGGUGCUGAACGUGUCAUCCCACAGCGGUGCAGCUGUGCAGGCUGCUGGGGUCACCAAAAUUGCCCGUUCAGUCAUUGCGCCAUUGGCGGAGCACCAUGUGUCUGUGCUGAUGCUGUCCACUUACCAGACGGACUUCAUCCUGGUGCGGGAACAGGACCUGUCCGUGGUGAUCCACACGCUCUCCCAGGAGUUCGACAUUUACCGAGAAGUGGGCGGGGAGCCUGUGCCUGUUGCCAGGGAUGAUUCCAGCAAUGGUUUUCCCCGUUCUCAGCAUGGGCCUAGCCCCACCGUGCAUCCCAUCCAGAGCCCACAGAACCGCUUCUGUGUCCUCACACUGGACCCUGAGACGUUGCCAGCCAUCGCUACCACGCUCAUCGAUGUCCUCUUCUACUCAUACAGCGCCCCCAAGGAAGCAGCCUCUGGUGGUACUGGACCCAGCUCCAUUACAUUCUUUGCCUUCUCCCUCAUUGAGGGCUACAUCUCCAUCGUCAUGGACGCUGAGACGCAGAAAAAGUUCCCCAGUGACCUCCUGCUGACCAGCUCCUCAGGAGAGCUGUGGAGAAUGGUGCGCAUCGGUGGACAGCCCCUGGGCUUUGAUGAGUGUGGGAUCGUGGCCCAGAUCGCAGGCCCCCUGGCUGCGGCCGACAUCUCUGCCUACUACAUCAGCACCUUCAACUUUGACCAUGCCCUGGUGCCUGAGGAUGGCAUCGGGAGUGUCAUUGAGGUCCUCCAGCGACGGCAGGAUGGCCAGGGCUCCUGAGGCCUCCACGCUCUCCCUUCACCCCAGGCUUCCAGAGACUUCUCUAAGCUAUUUCCUCAAGCUCUGGGAUGAGCCCUCCCCACCCCCAUUCCUGCCGGGGGACCCCCUUCUUCUGCUCUCUGUACAUAAACUGCGUGCAGGCACCGGCUCUCACGUGGACACGCGUGUCUACCCACGCAGGGGAACACGGUGCUCUGGGCUUCCUCCGGGAACCCCUCACCCCAUCACUCCCUGCGCGGCCUCAGCGUUUGCACAUUCCCUGCCUGAGGUCCGAGCCAUCCCCCCUCUCAGCGCCCCGGGCCAGCUGCUCCCCGGACAGGGCCCUGAUUUCCGUUCUGCCUCUGGCUGGGUUGCCUUCCCUGGCCAGGUGAUUCUGACAGUGCCUGCCCCUCUGGGGGGCCUCUGAGAAAAGUAUUUUUACAUCUUUCUCCAUUUUUUAUUGACUUGUUAAUAAAGGGCUUGUAGUUA
Messenger RNA from Neomonachus schauinslandi (Hawaiian monk seal), 1881 nucleotides. RefSeq names its product cytosolic arginine sensor for mTORC1 subunit 1 (gene CASTOR1). Gene Ontology annotation, molecular function: arginine binding. Gene Ontology annotation, cellular component: cytosol. Lineage: Eukaryota; Metazoa; Chordata; Mammalia; Carnivora; Phocidae. The record is from RefSeq and is a predicted model, not a curated record. The coding region runs from base 583 to 1413 and encodes 276 amino acids. Gene Ontology annotation, biological process: negative regulation of TORC1 signaling; cellular response to L-arginine. The transcript has 9 exons.